AUUCAUGCAAGAUGGCAACGUCGUGGUCGCCGUUUUGAGGAAGAAGCGGGAUUUCUCAGCGAGUGUUUUGAGGAAUUUGCUCCAGUAGUUAUUCACAUCACAGUAAUCGUAUAAAUAGAUCAAGUCGACUUUAUUACCGAUCUUGUGAUUUUUGGUGAUCUCUAGUGAACGUAAUCAGUCUUUGUGUCAUUAUACAAAUCGCGGCACCAUGUCGGAUGAGAAAAAGGAAACGAAAGUGGAGUCGGAGCACAUAAACUUGAAGGUUUUGGGUCAGGACAAUGCAGUAGUUCAGUUCAAAAUUAAAAAACAUACACCUCUUCGUAAAUUGAUGAACGCAUACUGCGAUCGCGUGGGUUUGGCGAUAGCAGCGGUAAGAUUUAGAUUUGAUGGACAGCCCAUAAAUGAAUCCGACACACCUACAUCAUUGGAAAUGGAGGAAGGGGAUACGAUAGAGGUAUAUCAACAGCAAACAGGUGGUUUGUGUUGAGACUCAAAGCAUCGUGUUUAAAAAUGGACUAAAUGAAAAUUAUCCUUCCUGCAGUGUUUAUUUUUGUCAGAAAACUUGAUUUAUUUUUUGUUUAUUUCUACUUUACUCUGCAAGACUGAAGACUUCAUUUUUAACAUGGAGGACCUUCUUUGCAUCCUCUUAUCUUAAUUUAACUCUAUUAUUAUACUUGUUGAUGUCCGCAUCGAAUAUUAUUGUUUACUAUUUAAAUAUAUAUUUUUUUGUAUUGAAAGGCGCAUGUUGUACUACUUGAUUGAAGUCUUCGAUCAUCAGAGUCGUUUAUUAUAAGUUUCUGUUAGUACGACACAUUCAAAUCUGCUAUUGUUUACAGUUUGUUCUGAAAAUGCGAGCUUAUGUUAAUGUUAUGAGAUAAAUAAUACAUAUGAUGUAAAGAAUGACUAUUGUCAUAGCAAAAUCUUCUAAAAAUCUCGGGAUUCCUUGUGUAGUAAUUUUCAACUUUGUAAUAAUUCAAAUUUAUGUAAUAAAUUUUCAGUUUUAGAUAUCUUCUUCCUAUAUUUGUAAAAAGUGUAUAGAAGAAUGGUAUAGAUUAAUACGUACACUUUCAUUGAUACAUGAGUAAAACUCGAUCUGCGAAAUUUCAUCUGCGCCUGAUAAAAGAAUUGAAUUUUGUAUCUGCAUUGUCGUUAUUCAUAAUUUCUGCGCAACUGAUAUUACUUUGUACAUGGCCGAAAAAAUAAACUAUGUUAUCUUUUCUAAAAGAAAUCUUCUUAACAAGACUGGCUCUACAUGCCUCAUUUCUGACAAGGACUCGCUGCAUUAUAUUUAGCAAAAAAAAA
This is a messenger RNA of Linepithema humile (Argentine ant), 1302 nucleotides long. It is a transcript of the gene Sumo, whose product is annotated as Small ubiquitin like modifier. Gene Ontology annotation, molecular function: protein tag activity; ubiquitin-like protein ligase binding. Gene Ontology annotation, biological process: protein sumoylation. The record is from RefSeq and is a predicted model, not a curated record. Gene Ontology annotation, cellular component: nucleus. NCBI's taxonomy places the organism in Eukaryota, Metazoa, Arthropoda, Insecta, Hymenoptera, Formicidae.